Molecule: messenger RNA, 599 nt
Organism: Cygnus olor (mute swan)
Lineage: Eukaryota; Metazoa; Chordata; Aves; Anseriformes; Anatidae
Product: feather keratin Cos1-2-like
Exons: 2
Coding region: 55-489 (144 amino acids)
Cellular component (GO): intermediate filament
Molecular function (GO): structural constituent of cytoskeleton
Source: RefSeq, a predicted model, not a curated record
GGGAUGUUUUGCAUUCAAGAGGAGCUUGUCAGAAAAUAGUCCCUGCUUCAAGGGAUGCCUCUGGACAUGAGGCAGCUAAGGCCCACUAUAAAAGCCAGCCCAUCUCCGUGCUCUCUCAUCCACUUCUCUGGCCUUCUUCUCCUUGGGAACAAGGUGCACCUCCUGCCCCCAGACAUGUCCUGCUAUGACAAGUGCCAGCCGUGCCAGCCGUGCCAGCCCUGCGGCCCGACCCCGCUGGCCAGCAGCUGCAACGAGCCCUGUGUCAGGCAGUGCCAGAACUCCACCAUCGUCAUCCAGCCCUCUCCUGUGGUGGUGACCCUGCCCGGCCCCAUCCUCAGUUCCUUCCCGCAGAACACUGCUGUGGGAUCCUCCACCUCCGCCGCCGUUGGCAGCAUCCUCAGCUGUGACGGAGUCCCCAUCAACUCUGGCUGCUGUGACCUCUCCUGUAUUACCAGCCGCUACUGUGGCAGCAGGUGCCGCCCCUGCUAAAGAUGCCAGACAGUGCCCCAGACCAGGACCCCAGGAACUCAGAAUAUGCUGCUGGACAAAAAUGGACAGAAGAACAAACCUUGUAGUGUUGUUUUACGAGGAGCUGACCA